CCCCCCCGAAAAAACCAAAGCAUCAACCCAACCGAACACUACAUUGCAACCGACGCCGCCCAGCCAGCAGCAUCGGAUUCAUCUCAGCAUGUCAUCCAACGAUAACCCCGGUAACUUCGCCAACCGUCCCACCGAAGAGGUCAAGGAGGUAGCAUCUAAGGGCGGCCAGGCCUCCCACAGCGGUGGUUUCGCGAGCAUGGAUCCAGACAAACAGCGCGAAAUCGCCUCGAAAGGCGGCCAGGCCUCGUCAGGCAAAUUCGAGCCCGGCAGCGAGCGCGCGUCCGAGGCAGGCAGGAAAGGUGGUUCCAAAUAGACAUGGACUCUCACAAGACUUAUUGAUUGUGACGAGUGGAUACAUUGCUGCUGCGGGAGGGAAUCAAGGCGAGUUGAGGUACGAGACUUUUGUGGUUGAGCUGGGAGAAAUUGGUUGUUUUUUGCUGCUCAUCUACCCGAGGUAGGAGAGACGGCAAAAUAGACAUGCAACGCCAUAGGCCCUAGGCCCUUAAAGACUAGCCACCUCCUGUUAAGAUUUGACCCUCCUGCACGGUCUCUCACUCUCUCUCAUGCUGGGAAUCGAGUCGCCGGCAUUUUGGUGCUCUGAAGAAUUCGGAUGCACAGUAGGCACACUAUGGGGCCCAGCCGGCGUGGCAGCCAAUUGGAGUCAGGAAAGCCGAGUGUUCUGUCGAGAUGUUACGUUAAAACGGCUUUUUCGGGCAGACAGAAGUACCCGGAUUGAUCUGCUCUUCAUUGCGACAGGAAGAUC
This is a messenger RNA of Microdochium trichocladiopsis, 763 nucleotides long. RefSeq names its product conidiation-specific protein 10. The record is from RefSeq and is a predicted model, not a curated record. Lineage: Eukaryota; Fungi; Ascomycota; Sordariomycetes; Xylariales; Microdochiaceae. The transcript is spliced from 3 exons. The coding region runs from base 89 to 313 and encodes 74 amino acids.